Penicillium malachiteum is the source of this 441-nucleotide messenger RNA. RefSeq names its product ankyrin repeat domain-containing protein. The record is from RefSeq and is a predicted model, not a curated record. Lineage: Eukaryota; Fungi; Ascomycota; Eurotiomycetes; Eurotiales; Aspergillaceae. Gene Ontology annotation, molecular function: protein binding. Bases 1 to 441 code for a protein of 146 amino acids. The transcript has a single exon.
AUGUCAUAUGCAGCUGAAAGGGGGCAGGAGAGAGUUAUCAAACUGCUUAUUGAAAAGAGCCUAGAUAUCGAGGCAACAGACAGCUCUGGCCGGUCUUUAUUGUCGUAUGCAGCUGAAAUGGGCCGCAAGAAUGUUAUGAGACUGCUUAUGGGGAAGGGCGCAGAUUUUGAGACAACAGACAGCUCUGGCCGAUCUCCACUUUCAUGGGCUGCUGAGAAUGGGCGUGAUAAUACUGUUCAAUUGCUACUUGAUAAAGGUGCAGAUAGGAACACACAGGAUAGCUCUGGCCGUUCUCCACUAUCAUGGGCUACCGAGAAUGGGCAUCAGAAUGUUAUCAGGCUGCUUACGCUGUUACCACAAGUUGACAAGCAGUCAUCUCGUCUACAUUCCCUGGUCACUCCCCUCUUUCGUCGCCCAAACACAAGAUGGCAAGUUCCUUGA